ACGGAGACAGGAACUGACGUUUCGCCCGCUCUAGUUUUCUACGAUUUUGCGGGAAAGUGAGCGUUCACAGCCUUGUCUCACCAUUAUCAAGUAAUUGUAUAUAAUAUAUAAUGUAGCUUACACGCUACAGUAAGUGAAUAUCAUAUGUUGACCAGACGUUCCUAUAACACGGUUGUAAAGAAAUCAUUAUUAUAAUUAAUGGGGAUUUCGUUGGAACAUUUCGAGCGCUUGGAACAAUCCAUGUUUUGUAAUUGAUCACACUGAUAUCACAACGACAGCUAACGCAAAAAUAAUUACAUUCAACAUGAUUGACAAUUUAGAAUUAAAGCAAAAACGCAAGUCUAUUUUUAAGGGACUACUUGUUUACUGUCGGGGCGAUUUCGUGAAGGGACAGGAAGUUUAGUGAAUCACAACUUCCGGCCAUGCGUACAAAAAUCGAUCACCCCUGGUCUCGUGGCUCUUGAACUAAAAAUAAUAAUUUUAUUAGAUUACUACAACUGACAUCCAGUCAGAGGAUUUAAUUUAAAAAAGCGACCACUACAUUGGAUCCUGGAAAAGAGCCAAGAUGGCGGAGAUCGUUCAGCAGCGGAUCGAGGACAGAAUUCCAGAGUUGGAGCAACUGGAGAGAGUGGGACUCUUCACCAAGAAAGAAAUAAAAGCCAUCGUCAAAAGAGUAACAGCGCUGGAAUAUAAACUCCACAGGCUGAUUGUCACUAAAGACGACUUCAUCUCAUACAUACAGUAUGAAAUCAAUGUCCUGGAGCUGGUCAAAAAGAGGAGAGCGCACAUACACUACAAGCACAAGAAGGAAGAGAUUGAGUUUGCCAUCAUACACAGAAUCAAUAGUGUCUUCAGAAGGGCAACAAACAAGUGGAAGGAUGAUGUGCAACUUUGGCUCUCGCAUGUCGCUUUCUGUAAGAAAUGGUCCACAAAGGGGCAGCUCAGCAAGGUGUUCUCCGCCAUGCUGGCCAUCCACCCUGAUAAACCAGCACUGUGGCUCAUGGCCGCUAAAACUGAGCUGGAAGAUAGAAAGUCCUCAGAGAAUGCCCGUCACUUAUUUCUUAGGGCGUUACGCUUCCACCCAAACAACAAAAAAGUCUACCAGGAGUACUUCCGCAUGGAGUUGUUGCACUGUGAGAAGCUAAGAAAGAGGAAGCAAGGAAUGGAGAAAGCUCACAUGGACAUUGGUGAGGAUGAGUUUCCUCCUGAGAUUCUGAGUGGGAAGCUGGCUAUGGUGGUAUAUAAAAAUGCCACAGACAAAAACAAAGAAGCAGAGUUUGUCAUCUCACUGCUGAAUAUCGCAGGCAUAUUUGACUUCACAAAAGACUUCCAAGAGUCCAUCUUGCAGGACCUGAAAACCAACUUCCUCGACGACAGCAUCACAUGGGAUUUCUUGGCCAAGAGGGAGCUCGAGGCUCCGGGAAUAGGGGAGGAACUUCUGACCGCCAAAAGCCGGGCCUCUGAUGUUAACCGGAGAGAAGAAAAAUGCUGCCAAAUGUAUGAGAAAGGCCUUGAGAGCCUCAACACCGAAGCCAUGUGGACCUGCUAUGUGGUCUUCUGCCUGGAGAGACUGAAAAGGAAGACAAAUGUCCAAGAUCUGAAGGACAAGAGGCAGGAGAGGCUGCUGGGUGUUUUGCAGCGUGCUCAUGACUCAUCGUUCCUGAAAGAGGAUUAUUACAAGAACUGGGUGCAGAUUCUACUCUCGUCAGGGGAUGAAGAAGGUGCAGCCAACAUUGCCACGGCAGCCACUGACCGCUACAGCCUAUCGGUGCCAGUAUGGAACCUGGCGUUGGAGACGCUGAUGAAGCUGGAGAGAGAUGACACUGGGCGACUGUUCCAGGACGCGCUCACACACAUCCAUCCCAAGGAGAGCUUACCAAUUUGGCAGCUGCAUGUCCAGUGGAGCAUCGCCAACCAGAACCCUGAGGAGACAGAAGCCAUCUUUAAGAGAGGUCUGCUGUCUGCGGUGGCGGAUGUUGCCAUGGCGAUGAAAGAGCGAUACCUUGAUUGGUCGUACUCCACUGGAGGUUACAAGAAAGCUAGAAAGACUUUUAGAAGUUUACAGGACAGCAGACCUUUUUCCAAGCCUUGGUUCACCAGGAUGAUUCUGAUUGAGAAAGAACAAGAUUCUCCAAGGAUGAACCACCUGAGGGACUACUAUGAGAGGGCCCUGCAGGAGUUCGGCUCCUCAGAUGAUGAUCUGUGGCUACAAUACAUCCAGGAGGAGAUGGGGCCCCUCGGCCAACUGGAGAACUGUGUCAAGAUCCACUGGAGAGCCAUGAAGUUCCUAGAGGGGGAGAGCGUGGAAAGAUUCACCUCCAAGUACACUCUCCUUCAGACCGGGCGCCUCGGAGUCCACAUGGGCUAAAUUGAGAAAUAGUUGGUCAGGUUGAGGGACCCCAUGAGAUGUUGGCUGCUUCAACAGGCAUCCUUGGAUUGUUUCACCAUGUUUUACUGAAGGAAAAAAAAACAUGUGAACUGUUUUCUCAUGUCCAUGUUCGAGGAAAAUUCCAUGUUGCUCUGCAGUUUGCUUUCAAAGAAUAAUGUUGAGAACAUGCAGAAAUCCACUAAAGUCCUCACAAAUGGACUUUUGUCAUGUUGAAUACACACAUUUGAUAUCGUUCAAAUAAAAGCUAUCAAAUUCUUCUCAA
Molecule: messenger RNA, 2651 nt
Organism: Doryrhamphus excisus (bluestripe pipefish)
Lineage: Eukaryota; Metazoa; Chordata; Actinopteri; Syngnathiformes; Syngnathidae
Gene: utp6
Product: UTP6 small subunit processome component
Biological process (GO): maturation of SSU-rRNA from tricistronic rRNA transcript (SSU-rRNA, 5.8S rRNA, LSU-rRNA)
Cellular component (GO): Pwp2p-containing subcomplex of 90S preribosome; small-subunit processome
Molecular function (GO): protein binding; snoRNA binding
Source: RefSeq, a predicted model, not a curated record